CGCUCUGGCUGCUGCCGCCGCCUUGGUGUUUCUGCGGGGACCCGGUGGGCGACCGAUCUGGGCGGAGAUCGACUCGGAGAAGCGCAGAGAGGCACCCUGGGAUGAUUCUCCGCCUUCGGAGCUACUCAAGCCGCCGCCUCCGGGGGUUGGACUAGAAGACCUCCAAGGUCCCUUCCAGCUGUGUUCUGGUUGGUUGGUUGGUUCGUUGGUUGGUUGAUGGGAUUUGGGAGGAACUGCAAGCAAGAAAAUCUGGCUCUUGGUAUAGUUUGCACAGAGGGAGAACCAAUCCCUGGUGUCUUUCGCCGAAGCUUCCUUGAAGAAAUGUCGGUCGUGGAGCAACAGAAUUUAGCAGGCUGUCAAGUAGGACAUCUCGACACCAUCCAGGUUGGAAACGGCAGGGAAUUCUCAGGAAGUGGAGUUCAGAAGUGCACAGGUAGGAUCAGUGCAGAGCUACAGCAACGCUUCCCAGAACGCUUCCUUCAACGUUUCUGCAACCAGAUCUGCGCUCUGGAUCUUCAGGAACAGGACCUGGAGCAACGCACAAAGAAAUCGAUCCAAGAUGUGGUGAUCCCGGAGCCAUCCCUACCAGGCUUUCCAUCGCAGGUGCAGAGUUGGGAUGGAGUUACCGACUCGGAGUUUUGUGGAGCACACAAAGAUUCAACAGAGGACAGGCUGAGGUUCUUGCAGGACGAAGAAGGAGCCACUGUUUCACUAAGAGAUGGAGUGAUUUGUGAAAAACAGCUUCAGCCUCCUGAGAUUGAAGAUGGAGGGAAAAUGGUGGCUGUGCAUUGGGAUCAGAGGCUCUUCACCUUGGAGGAUGUGGCCGUGCAUUUCACUGAGCACGAGUGGGCGCUGCUGGGGCCUGAGCAGAAGGCGCUGCACAGAGAAGUCAUGGAGGAGAUUAGUGGGAUCGUGGCUUCUCUUGGUAACAAGUGGAGAAUCAUGGAUAAAAGCAAACCAAGUACAAACCAAAGAUUUCGCCUAGAAGGGAAGCCGUACAAGUGCUCGGAAUGUGGAAAGGCCUUCGCGACAAAGACGAAUCUAACCACGCACAAAACAACCCACACAGCUGACCACCUGCAUAAAUGCCUGGAGUGCGGAAAGCGUUUCACCCAAAGCGCACAACUGAGCAGGCAUCAAAACACUCACAUGGGGGAAAAACCGUACAAAUGCUCGGAAUGUGGGAAAAGCUUCAUUUGGAAGACAAAUUUAGAGAGACACCAGAGGACUCACACGGGGGAAAAGCCCUUUAAAUGCUUGGAAUGCGGGAAAAGGUUCGUCGAGAGUUCAGCCCUGAUUACGCACCAAAUGAUCCAUAUGGAGGAGAAACCAUACAAAUGUUUGGAAUGCGGGAAGAGCUUCACAUCAAAUACACACCUGAGCGUGCAUCAGAGAACGCACACAGGGGAGAAACCGUACACGUGUUUAGAGUGCGGAAAGAACUUCAGCGAGAGCAGUAAUCUCGCUUCCCAUCGCAGGACACAUAGUGGGGAGAAACCCUUCAAAUGUUUGGAAUGCGGAAAGUGUUUCAGUUCAGAAAGACACCUCAGGGUCCAUCAAAGAAUCCAUACAGGCGAGAAACCCUAUAAAUGUUCAAAAUGCGGAAAGAGUUUCAGCAUGAGCAGUAACCUUGCUUCCCACCAGAGAAUUCACACUGGCGAGAAACCCUACCAAUGCGCAGAGUGCGGCAAAUGUUUUACUCGCAGUUCUGAUCUUAUCAAACACCAAAAAAUUCACACGGGAGAGAAGCCGCAUGAAUGCCCCGCAUGUGAAAAACAUUUCGCUUGCAGUUCGGAUCUCCUGAAGCACAAAAAAAUUCACACUGGUGAGAAGCCUCAUAAAUGCUCUGAGUGUGGGAUAGGCUUUGCUCGCAGCUCGGACCUGAUCAAGCAUAAAAAAAUCCACACAGGAGAGAAACCCCAUAAGUGUUUGGAAUGCGGGAAAGGCUUCAUCACGAGGACCAAACUGAGCCUGCACAAACGAAACCACACAGGAGAGAGGCCAUUUCCGUGCCUGGAGUGCGGCAAGUGUUUUAUUCAAGUAGCCCAGCUGAACCGGCAUCAAAAAACUCACACCGGAGAGAGGCCGUACAAAUGUUUGGAAUGCGGCCAAAGCUUCACGCAGAGUUCUUCUCUUACUACGCAUCAGAUCACACACACGGGGGAGAAACCAUACAAAUGCUUGGUGUGUGAAAAGUGCUUCAGUUCGAGCACCCACUUACGGAGACAUGAAAGGACACACACAGGAGAAAGGCCUCAUCAGUGCUCAGACUGCGGAAAGUGCUACAGCGAGCGAGCCGAACUAAGCCGACAUCAGAAAUCACACAGCGGGAAGAAGCCAUAUCAAUGUCUGGAAUGCGGGAAAAGUUUCACGCAGAGUUCUUCCCUGAUUACCCAUCAGAUCACUCACACAGGAGAGAAACCCUAUAAGUGUCUGGAAUGCACGAAGUGUUUCAGUUCAAACACACACUUGCGCAGACACCAGCGAACCCAUACAGGGGAGAGGCCCUACAAAUGUACAGAAUGCGGAAAGUGCUUCACUUCCAACGCACACCUCUGUCGCCACGAGCGAACCCACACCAGGGAGAGACCGUUCAAAUGCCCAAAGUGCGGGAAGAGUUUCAACGUGAGCAGCAACCUCACUUCUCACCAGAGGAUUCACACUGGCGAGAGGCGCUACAAAUGUGCGGAGUGCGGGAAGUGCUUCCUUCGCAGCUCUCACCUGAUCAUACACGAGAGGAUUCACCGAGGAGAGAAGCCCUAUAAAUGCUCGGAGUGCGGGAAGUGCUUCAUCACGAAGAUCAACCUGACCACCCAUGAAAAAAAUCACACAGGGGAGAAAUUGUACAAAUGCCUGGAGUGCGGGAAGUGUUUCAAUUGGAACGCUCACCUCAGUACCCACCGGAGAACCCACACGGGGGAGAGGCCUUACACGUGCUCGGUGUGCGGAAAACGUUUCAGCGUGAGCAGCUCCCUCGUGACCCAUCAGAGAAUUCACACCGGGGAGAAGCCGUACAAGUGUUUGGAAUGUGGCAAAUGCUUCAGUUCAAACACACACCUUCGCAGGCAUGAAAGAACUCACAUCAAAGAGAGGCCCAGUGCAUGCGUGGGAUGUCAGCUGCGACCGAUGGCUGAAACUUUUCCCGCACUCCCCGCAUGCAUAGGGCUUCUCGCCUGUGUGGAUUCGCUGGUGACGGACCAGCGUGGUCUUCUGGCAGAAGCUCUUUCCGCACUCCAGGCAAGUGUACGGCUUCUCCCCGGUGUGAAUGCGCUGAUGGGUGAUGAGGGCCGCGCUCUGACCAAAGCUCUUCCCACAUUCCAAGCAGGCCAGGAAUCCUUCGGCCAGGGCCACCGCCUGAGAACUGGUUUCCGGCCCACAUUCUCGAAGCCAACACUCCAUCUCUGGAGGAAGGACAGCCAGGAACUGCUCCAGGAUCACCAAAUCCAGGAUCUGAUUCUUUGUAUGACGCUCAGGUUGGAGCCACAGGAAGCAAAGAUCACGGAGCCGGUUGAACACCUCUCGGGGUCCCCAGAUCUCCCCGUAGCGGAACUGCCGGAAGUGAAGGCAUCGGGCAUCCACCGUGUGGUCGGAUUCUCCCGGCAUCGUCUUGGCAGCCCCGAGCUCUACCUGGAGAACAUCAGACCCGGCUUUGCUUUUCUAUGGAAGCUGAGCAGUUCUGGAGAGAGUAGCAUUCAGGAGUGCAGCUGCUGUCCCCAUAGCUGGAACAUGGAAGCUUCUGCCGUGGACCCAUUUCAAACAGAAGGCCUUGUCUCACAGGAAAGUCACGUAGCUUCAGCUGGAAGGACCUACAAUAGUGUCCACUUCCAGAAUGUGGCUGAGGAACAUGGGCAGGUGUGGAUCAGAAGAAAUGAUGGAGAGGUGUCACAAUCUGUGCCGGAGAACAGUUACACGUGCCAAGAUGCAGAAGACACUUUUGGAAAUUCAGGGGCCAUGAAGGAAAAUGGAAACCUGAUUGGUGAAAGGCACGAAUCCUUUGCUAAUUUGGACAUUGGCUUCCAUGAAAUUUCAGUCCACCCAAACCUUCCGAAAGAAGGAAACAACCACGAGGCUUCUUCAUGUGUAGAAAAUUGGGAUGAAACGUCGGAUAGGAACCUACACUGGAAAACCCCCCCGGGAGAGAAGCCGUUUCAAUGUCUUGAAUGUGGGAAGAGUUUUAGUAGGAGCUCCGAACUGAUUAGGCAUAAAAGGGUUCAUACGGGAGAGAAACCCUAUGGAUGCCCCGAGUGCGGAAAGAGUUUUAGUCAAAGCAGAAACCUUACUUCCCAUCAAAGGAGCCACACGGGAGAGAAACCUUACAAAUGCUUAGAAUGCGGGAAGUGUUUCGGUAACAGCGGCAUUCUCACUUCCCACCAGAGAAGCCACACCGGGGAGAAACCCUAUCAAUGUUUAGAGUGCGGGAAGUGCUUCAGUCAAAGUGGCAUUCUCACGGCGCACCAAGCAAUGCACACGGGGCAAAAGCCGUUUCCGUGCCUGGAGUGCGGGAAGAGGUUCCGCCAGCUCAUACACCUUACCUCUCACGAGAGGAUCCACACGGGAGAGAAACCCUUUCGGUGCCCGGAGUGCGGGAAGAGUUUCCGUCAACAUAUACAUCUGACUUCUCAUCAAAGAACCCACACGGGAGAGAAACCCUUUCGGUGCCAAGAAUGUGGGAAGAGCUUCAGCCAGAGUUCACACCUGAUUCGGCAUGAAAGAACCCACACAGGAGAGAAACCGUUUCAAUGCCUCUUGUGCGAAAAGAACUUCGGUCACAGCUCCGAACUGGUUCGACACGAAAGAACUCACACGGGGGAGAAGCCCUUUAAAUGUCCCGAGUGCGAGAAAAGCUUCAGCCGCAGCUCUGAACUUAUUCGGCAUAAAAGAAUCCACACCGGGGAGAAACCCUAUAAAUGCUUGGAAUGCGACAAGAGCUUCAUCGAUAGCACAAACCUUAUUAGACACCAGAUAAGCCACACGGGGGAAAAACCGUACAAGUGUCCAGAGUGUGGGAAAUGUUUCAGUCAGAGCAGAAGCCUGACAGCGCAUCGACGGAUUCACACGGGCGAGAAACCCUUUAAAUGCCAGGAGUGUGGGAAAUGUUUCAGUCAGAGUGGGAUCCUUACCGCACAUCAAGGCAUGCACACGGGACAGAAACCUUUUAAAUGCCUGGAGUGCGGGAAGCGGUUUCGUCAGCACAUCCACCUGACCUCCCACCGAAGGAUCCACACAGGCGAGAAGCCGUUUAAAUGCCCAGAUUGCGGAAGGAGCUUCCGUCAACACAUACACCUCACCUCUCACAAAAGGAUUCACACGGGGGAGAAACCUUUCCAGUGCCAGGAAUGUGGCAAGUGUUUUAGUCACAACUCCAUCCUUAUUUCUCACGUGAGAACCCACACCGGAGACAAACCGUACAAAUGCUUGGAGUGUGGAAAAAGCUUCACUUGGAGCACCCUCCUGAUUAGACACGAACGGACUCACACGGGGGAGAAACCCUUUAAAUGCCAAGAGUGUGACAAGGGCUUUAGUGAGAGCUCACUUCUUAGCAAGCACCAGCGGCGUCACGCUGGGGAAAAACCCUUCAAAUGUUUGGAGUGUGGAAAGAACUUUUUUUCCAGCACACUUCUUAUUCGACAUCAGAGGACUCACACAGGGGGGAAACCGCUGAAUAUUUGGAGUGUGGGAAACACAUCAGGAAUUGUUUGAGACAAAAGAAUUUGAAGAGGAGAAAAUUCUUAGCCGUGAUCAGAAUGGGACAAAAGUUGUCAUGCCUUAAGUCCAGCAAUUAUUUACCAAAAAUUUGCAGAGUAAGGCACCAUAAUUAUUCUUUUCAUGGAAUAAGGGUUUUUAUUUUAGCACCGUAUCUCAUCAGGAAAUUCCAAAGGGGCAAUGUGAAGCAGAAGUGCACAAAGCAAGGCAGGAUAGCCAUAUAUUUUUCGAAAACUAAACCAUCGUAAAUCCAUCGUCUUGUCUCAGUGCUCUUGACUUCCUUGAGAAGCAUGAAAUUGAAGAAAUCCACUAAUUUAAUGUUUAUGGUUUAAGUACGUUUCUUAGUCACUUCAGCGAAGAUUCAUUUGGUCAGUAUUUUUCAAUCUUAACAACUUUAAGAUGUCUGGAGUCCAACUCCCAGAAUUCGCCAAACUGGGGAAUUCUGGGGGUUGGAGUUGUUGGAAGAAAAAUUCCAGGUCCAGUUCCAAGCUGGGAAUAAAAUGGAGGCUGACUGGAAAGAAAGUUGGUUUAUUGAUGAACAGAACCACCAACAUGUGAUACUGGGACAGCUGACAAAAUGGAGUUGAGAAUGGGUGGGUUUUAUACCUUCUGUAUUCCUAUGGAGUCAUGGAGGGGUCAUGGCUGGCUCUAGAGACAAAAGGGGAAAUGCAAAUCCUAGGUGUUUGUCUGAGCUAAUUUUGUCAGCUUUUGACUUGAUUGUGUUGCUUAUCUGAAGUUUCUGCCUGACCCAGUCUUCCUGAAUGGAUUACCAAAUCUGCAUUUCUAAAAGCUGGCUUUCUCAGUUUCUGCUUCAGGAAGGGAAACUGGUGCUGGUUUCUGCCUCCCGUAACAUUUUUUCCCCAUUUCUCCUUUAGGGGAAAUAUUCUAUUCUGCCUUUUUAAUAUUCCCCAAGAUAUUUCAUUCUUCAAGGGGCAGGAGCUUCCCACAGAGUCCAGAUGUCAGGGUUCCGACAGAUGUCCUAAUUAAUUCAUGAACCUCGAGCCAAGUUUCAAAAGAAAUCCAGUUAUUUAUUAGGAGCAACAUGUUGGCACGUAUCCAAGUGGAGUCAGCUCUGCCCCAUGUAAUUUACGGCCCCGCUAACCUGUUUCCCCCCUCCUCUCUGGGUGUGUCAUAAAUCACAUUCUCCAAUGGAGCACUUUCGCAGGCUGUAGAAAACAUGCCCCUCCGGCUGGCUCUGGUAACCUGGGAUACAAUCUGGAGAAAGGUAUGCGUGGAAUGUGCUUCUGGUUGUGGCAGCCGGUUGUGAUCCAUCAGUUCUCCCCCCUCCUGCCUAUGGCAACUCGAGAGCAGGCCUGGAAUGCUUUACGAGUUAACAUCAAACAUCUUAAAGUUGUUAGAGUGAACAUGUGUGAUUCAACAUUUUUCUGCACUGCUUCUCUUUGUACGGGGGAAGUCACUCCUCGGCAUUUCUCUUUAUUUUCCUGUAUUUCAAAUUCGUUUUGAAAAGUAUAAGGACAGCGGCCCCCAACCUUUGGGCACCAGAGACCAAUUCUGCAGAGAGAGGUUUUCCGCAGACUAGAGGGGGCACGGUUACAUGUGCUGCCUGCAUCUCAUGGAUGGGGCUUCAUUUGUUUUGCGCGGACCGGUUUCUGGCAUGCUGCGGACUGGGACCAAUCCACAGACCAGGAGUUGGGGACCCCUGUGUUGGAAGAAAUGUCCAUCUGGGUUCAGUUCCAAGUGGAGAGAAAGACACUGGAAACAUGGAAGCUGUUUGGAAAGAUGGUUUUAAUGGUGGACAGGACCACAUGGUUUGAGAUCCUGGGCAAUCGAGCACAUGGGUGAGAGAGAAAGAGAGAGAUUUAUACCCUCUCUUGGGCUUUGAACUUGCUUCCUGUUUCUGUGAAAGAAAUGUAUUCUGAUUGGUUGUCAGUCUCCCAUGGGGCCAUGCAGGGGGAGUUUGUAGGUUGUCUUGAGUCCCAGGCUUGGUUGAAUCUUGCUGGGUGAUGUAAUGAAGGGGCUUUGGGCAAUUCCUAUUAUGGCUUAAUGGCUUUGUCCCGGUUUGGAUCUUGAGUGAGGGCUAAUCCUAUCAUGUCCUGAGGGUGAAGGUCUUUUGUUUUGUAGAUAAGCUGGCCCAGCCUUUUGUCUUGUUGAUAGGUUGGCACCAGUCUUUCUCGGGCUAUUAACAAAGGUGGGGGCUGCUUUCCAAGAGCAUAUUUCUCCUUUUCUCAACCAAGGAGGUAUAAUAUUCUGCCUUUUUAAUAUUUCCUAGAAUAUUUCAUUCUUCUAGGAGAGGGGUGGGUGUGGGUGCUAACUUCCUACACCUGUAUUAGGCAAUACUCAAGGGCCUAGUUGCUGUUCAUGUCCUAAAAUGGGAAAGCAAUGUUCAUUUGUCAAAGCAAAAGGACCACUACAUUUAAUGUAAGCCAAACUUUUUCUACGUAGGAAAUAACUUAUAUUGCAUGCUUAAGUGUUGUGAAGGCUGCUCAUAAGCUAAGUCCCAGAUAGCUAAGGCUUAAACAUAGGUUUUGUGGGAAUAGGGAGGUUGCACCAAUAGAGAAGUCAUGAGAACAUCUGUUGCAAUGACAACAAAUAUAUAUAAAAAAGGGAAACUAUUGUCAUGGUAGCACCAGUGAGAAAGUUAGAGACAGCCAUUUUUGGUCUUUUUCCAAGAAGAGCGUGACUCUAUCCAUCUGACAUUACUGCCACCUUGCAUAAUAGCACCAGGGAUCCUUAACAUUGCUCAUCUGUCAUCAACACGUGAAACUAUUUGAACUAAGGCAGGAAAAUGUUGACAAGUAGUCCUUGACUUACAACAGUCCAUUUAGUGACCGUUCAAAAUUACAAUGGCACUGAAAAAAGUGACUUAGGAUGGUUUUUCACACUUACGACUGUUGUAGCAUCCUCGUGGUCACAUGAUCUAAACUUGGCAACUGACUCAUUGUUAGGGUUCCAAGGAACACCCCCCAAAAAAGAAAGCUCUGAGGCCUGAGGUUCCUCAAAAUUCCAAUUUAUUAGAGAUGUCAUGUUGGCACAUCUGGGAAAACCAGUGUAUUGUGAGCCGCCCUGGGUCUUCAGAGAGGGGCAGCAUAUAAAUUGAAUAAAUAAAUUAAUUAAUU
Messenger RNA from Pantherophis guttatus, 8780 nucleotides. The record is from RefSeq and is a predicted model, not a curated record. NCBI's taxonomy places the organism in Eukaryota, Metazoa, Chordata, Lepidosauria, Squamata, Colubridae.